GCAGCACGCGCACAAACUAGUUGCACAACAUAUUAAAAGAUGCUUGACUAUUUAUAAAGAACUUUGCACUAUGAGGAAAGACUCGCAUGUGAGUUACUGAAACAGGAAGAGUGCAAGACAUAAAAGCAUCAAAUGCGCUCUCAAUUCUGUGAUAAAGCACAAGUUGUGGAAAUGUUCUUUUAAUUAAAAAAAAUAAAUAAUCGGGUUCUUAUGAACUCUAUAAACGCUAAUAAACGUAUUCUGGAUCAGGAAUGAUGAAGUGUCUCUUGGGACUUCAGUCAUGCUGUAAUUAACUACCAGAUAUAGUCAUGGAUGAACUGGACCCAGAGGAAAAGUUCCUCAGGGAUGCCAGGAAUGGGAACUUGGAGGGUAUCCAGAGGCUUUUGAUGUCCAAGAUAAAGGAGGAGGCCAAAAUCGACAUCAAUUGCAAGGGCAAGAGCAAAUCAAAUCAUGGAUGGACGCCUCUUCAUCUGGCCUGUUAUUUUGGACACAAGGAUGUUGUUGAGGUUUUACUGAAGACGGGAGCAGAAGCUAAUUUGCCAAAUAAUGUUGGAGACACGCCCCUCCAUAAAGCAGCAUUCACUGGGAGAAAGGAGGUUGUAAUGUUGCUUCUUCAGUACGAUGCUUGUCCUUCUGUCAUCAAUGGGAUGGCACAGAUACCCAAAGAUAUCACCCAGAGUGUAGAGAUCAAAAGCAUGUUAGAGGCUGCGGAAAGGACCGAGGAGAGAAAACUAGAGGAACAGCUGUUGGAGGCGGCUCGGGAAGGAGCCUUAUCUAACCUCACAAGACUGCUAAACAUGAAGAAACCACCGAACAUAAACUGCACAGAUCUACUUGGCAACACGCCACUGCACUGUGCUGCUUACAGGGGCCAGAAACAAUGUGCUGUCAAACUCCUACAACACAGUGCCAACCCCAACAUCAAGAAUAAAAAUGAUCAGACUGUUUUUGACUUGGCUAACGACGCGGAAAUGAACCAGAUCAUCGCAGGCAAUGUUGUGAAAGGUAUGACAUGCCAUGUUAAAACGUUUGAGGGACCUCUUUGGAAGAGCUCAAGGUUCUUCGGAUGGCGCUCCUACUGGGUGGUUCUACAAGACGGGGUCUUAUCAUGGUACCCCAAACAGUCAGAUGCAGAAUCAAACACAAGGAAGCAAGGUUGCAAACCCUUAACGCAAGCACAGUGCAUGAUUAAAGAAAAAGAUAUCUGCUAUUUCACUGUCAAAUGUUUCGACGACAGCGUUCACCAUUUCAAAGUCUUGCAGAAAAGCAACCCCGAAGUCACCAGAAAAAGAUGGCUUGAAGCCAUAGAGGAACAUUCGGCUUUUAGCACCCAUUACUGCUCACAAGACCCUGAUAGUGAGGAGGACGAGGAGGAUGACAGUGUGACUUUGGACAAGCUGUCGGAUUCACUUCAGUGGGCCGAGGCCUGCCAUCAAAAGCUGGAGAUGGAGGUGUUGGCCCUCCUGUCCACAGUGAAAGAAGAUGGACUUGCAGAACGAUUCCCUCCUGCAGUUGUUCUGAAGCUACGAGAAGUUUGUGAGGCCUCAAAUGAAACCUGUUCCUCGUUGCAACAGUGUCUGGGACUUUUUUCGAAACAGGAAGGGGCACGCAGUUUGAAACUAGAGCAUGAGGUUGAGAAGAAUAAAAUCCUGUCUGAAGCCCUUCAGACUUUGGCUACAGAACAUCAUGCGUUGGAGCAGUCGGUGGUCAAAGGAUCGUUGCCCCGCUGUGCUCUCAGUGAGGAUGAGUUCUAUGAUGCUCUUUCUGAUUCGGACUCUGAGUCCGUGGUAAGCACUUUAGAGACGGCCGGACACUCAUACAAGGACAGAGAAGACGUCAAUUCUAAGAUCUACUGUAGCGUCCGAAGUCGUCUUGGCGGCAGGAUGUCCCGGGAAGAGGAGGAUGAUGAGGGGGCCAGAGUGAAUGGAUUGAAGAAGCACAGGACAAGUUUGCCAGCUCCCAUGUUCUCCAGAAAUGACUUCAGUAUCUGGAGUAUACUGAGAAAGUGCAUUGGAAUGGAACUGUCUAAGAUCACCAUGCCAGUCAUUUUUAAUGAGCCGUUGAGUUUUCUGCAAAGGCUUACUGAAUACAUGGAGCACACGUACCUCAUCCAUCAGGCUAAUACCACAGAAGACUCUAUCGAGAGAAUGAAGUGUGUGGCAGCGUUUGCCGUAUCAGCAGUGGCGUCUCAAUGGGAAAGGACGGGGAAACCCUUCAACCCCCUGCUAGGAGAAACAUACGAGUUAGUCCGGGAAGAUCUUGGAUUCCGGCUAAUAUCAGAACAAGUGAGCCACCAUCCUCCCAUCAGUGCCUUCCACGCUGAGGGUCUCCAGAAGGACUUUGUGUUCCACGGCUCCAUCUACCCCAAACUGAAGUUCUGGGGCAAGAGUGUGGAGGCUGAACCAAAGGGCAUAAUCACUCUAGAACUUCCUAAACAUAAUGAGGCAUACACAUGGACGAACCCAACAUGUUGUGUCCACAACAUCAUCGUGGGACAACUGUGGAUCGAACAAUAUGGAAAUAUGGAGAUUAUUAAUCACAGGACUGGUGAAAAAUGCUGCCUGAAUUUCAAACCUUGUGGCCUUUUUGGGAAAGAAUUGCAUAAGGUUGAAGGCUACAUCCUGGACAAAAGCAAAAAGAAAGUGUGUGUCCUUUAUGGGAAAUGGACAGAGUGCAUGUACGUUGUCAACCAAGUGGCGUUCGAAGCUCACAGAAAAAGUGAUAAAAAAGCAUUGGAAGAGAAGAAAAGCAGUAAACUGGCAACUGUUGCAGACUCUGAGGAAACAACUCAACAAGCUGGAAAUUCACUGGAGGUCAUUCCAGGUAGUCAGCUGUUGUGGAGAAUAAUACCCCGACCAGCUAACUCAACCCAGAUGUACAGCUUCACUACAUUUGCAAUGCAACUCAAUGAGCUGGGCAAAGAGAUCGAAGAGGUGAUCCCUAAAACCGACAGUAGACUGAGGCCAGACAUACGAGCCAUGGAGAACGGAGACAUUGAUCUGGCCAGUGAGGAGAAGAAGAGAUUGGAGGAAAAACAGAGAGCGGUGCGAAAGAACCAUUCAAAGUCAGAUGAAGAAUGGAAGACUAGAAACAUUGCCUCGGGUCCCAGGUGGUUUCAUCAAGGUCCAAAUCCACACAACGGUUCUCAGGACUGGCUAUUGGCUAGUAGCAAUGGCUACUGGAACCGCGAUUAUUCCCAAGUACCGGACAUAUACUGACCCACAAGAACCUCACACCAUUGUAGAGAAAUUGUAUAGUCAAGACUAUCCGCAACGUAACUGUAUGGUUGACCAGGUGAAAUUUUCAAAUAGUAAAUACACUACUGUUUAAAGAGACUUCUUAUUUUAAUUCACUGCUCUGUAUAUCUGAAUGAAUUAUUUUAUGUUUAAAUACAUCUGCAACAUAAUAAAGGCUUUUAUGAACUACAGAUUAUAGCAGAUAAAGGAUGAUGAUAAUCACAAGCUGGCCUUGACAUGGUAAUAUCAAUAGUAAUAGCAUAAACGCAAUAAUGUGCUAUUUUUAGUCCUUCUAAAAGGUAAUGUUGAUGUCAUAGAUGUGGGUGUCUUUCAAGGCUCAAUUCUGGGUCUGUUUAACUACAUUUCUUAAGUUUGUAACAUUCCCACUGUGUUGAGAGUUAAAUAUUGUAUACAAAUAACAUUGCUAGUUGAAAUUAUAAAGUUUGCUACAAGAGUGGAUUUGAACAUUUUUUAUGCAACUUUACCGUUCAUAUUCCACACUUACAGUAUUAGGACAUUUCUACUGCUCUAUCUGUUGUGAUGUUGAUUUUAUUUUGAAAGAUGCCUUUAUGGUGUCUUUCCUCACUAAUAUACACAUUUUCCUAUUUUAUUUUAUAAUUUAACAAUCUUUUAAUUUAAUGAUGUAUUUAUAUUUAAUGAACUAUAUAGCUGUUUUUAAGAAUUAGGUUUUGAAGUGCUAAAUGUGUGUGUUUGUGUGCACACAAGAGCUGAGAUCAUAGAUGUGGGCUAGUUUUAACCCCAUAUCCGUUUAUUUUUGCGAGUGUGCAGAUGUGUUUUGCGUGAAUAUUUUUUCGGAAAUAUUAUCCCAAAAAUGCCUACAUAAAGGAUAUUGAGCAGAAUAAUUCUGUGCAUAAAAGGCAUUCAAAUAAUUUAAUGUUAUAAAUUUGUACAAUGUUAUACUUUAUAACAAAUAUGUUUAUAUAAUCCCGAGUUACGGCUUUAUGUUUGCCCACUAAAUCCAGCACAUAAAGUAAACUGAAAACUGAAUUAUAGAUUUGUGUAUUUGAUAUUUGAUUAUUUUGAUAUGUAGCAUAAGCAUCUAGGGCAAAAUGUAAGCAAGAAAAGAAUUGUAAUUGGUGAAAUACUUUAAAAUAAGUUUCCAUUUAUUAUCAUUAGUUAAUGCAUUAGGUAUCAUGAACUAACAAUGAACAAUUAGUUAA
Xyrauchen texanus (razorback sucker) is the source of this 4417-nucleotide messenger RNA. RefSeq names its product oxysterol binding protein-like 1A (gene osbpl1a). The transcript has 29 exons. NCBI's taxonomy places the organism in Eukaryota, Metazoa, Chordata, Actinopteri, Cypriniformes, Catostomidae. Gene Ontology annotation, molecular function: cholesterol binding; protein binding. The coding region runs from base 309 to 3218 and encodes 969 amino acids. Gene Ontology annotation, cellular component: intracellular membrane-bounded organelle; membrane; cytosol. The record is from RefSeq and is a predicted model, not a curated record.